Molecule: messenger RNA, 1622 nt
Organism: Alnus glutinosa
Lineage: Eukaryota; Viridiplantae; Streptophyta; Magnoliopsida; Fagales; Betulaceae
Exons: 6
Coding region: 84-1115 (343 amino acids)
Cellular component (GO): chloroplast thylakoid membrane; chloroplast envelope
Source: RefSeq, a predicted model, not a curated record
ACCGAGAUUACCAAAACUAGCAGACAUUAAAUUGAGUAACAAGCUUUGGCUUUUGGUUCAAGACUGUCGUGAGAAUCGAAGCCAUGGCUCUCGCUGCUGCUUCUGCUUCUUGCACUCGUUCUUAUUCUUCUCAAUUGCUUCCCCGCCUUAAGUUUUCCACAUUGGCCUUCCCUUCUUCUUCUUUUUCUUACUCUUCUUCUGCUUCGUAUGGUAUUACAAUCCCUUGUUUGCCCACACAACACACAAGUUCCUCCUCAAUUCGCAUGGCGGCGGCGAAGAGGAAAGAUUCGAAUGGAGUCCCAGCGGUGCAAGGGAAAGCGGAGGAGCAGAAAGAAGAACAAGUGGUGGAGGAGGAAGAGGACUUGCCUUGGAUUCAGGAGAAGGCAUUGGACCUGGUCGAGUUCACUGGCUCCGUCACUCAGGCCAUUCCUGGCCCUAGAGUCGGCUCCAGCUCCUUGCCCUGGAUUCUCGCUCUUCCUCUGGCCUAUGCGGGCCUCACUUUCGUUGUCGCCUUCGUCAAGACCGUCAAGAAGUUCACUUCCCCAAGAGAAAAACGCAGGAGACUGAUUAAUAAAAAUGCUAUGCUUUGCAAAUCAAUUGAUGAGUUCUUUCACAAGGGAAGCGAUAACUUCAAACUUGAUGAUGCUCUCAAGGAGCUUGAGAAAAAGACUGAUUUUGGGAUGGAGGAAAUUCUGCGCAAGUACAUUCGGUAUGCUUUGAAUGAGAAGCCCUUCAACCCCGAGUUGGUCGCCAAUUUAAUUGAGCUUAGGAAAGCUUCUGCGUUGGCUGACUCCCAGGUUGCUGAGAUUUUAAAUGAAAUUUCCGGACGGAUUGUGCGAGAUAAAGGCCCAGUUGUCCUGGAUGUGUCAGGUUAUUCGGAAAAGGGUUUCAAGAGAAAAAUUGCUGUUCAGGUUCUAUUUGGAAAGAUUUUCUAUCUGUCUGAGCUCCCGGAGUUCUGCUCAAGAGACAGCUCCUUGAUCGUCAAAGAAACUUUUGGGGUUACAGAUGAAGAUGCAGACAAACUUAGGAUACACACACUCUCUGAAGCUGGUGAUAUGGAUUCGCUUGAGAAGAUGGUUGAAGGUUCAAAUUCAGAAGAUUCCAGUGAGGGAUGAUCUUAUGCUUCUUAACUCGCGAAAUAUUCAGAGAAAGGAUUCCAGUGAGGGAUGAUCAGCUAUGUUUUCGCUGGUUUUGUAAACUUGAAAAAGUUUUGGUGAGCGGAUCAGUUUAGAUUCUGUCAUAGGUCGUUUUCUUAGCUAAGUUGAAUUUGUUUGUUUAGGGUUUAGGAAGUUCAAUACCUGGAAAUCAUUGAGGAUGCAUCGACCUAUCUAAUGCUUCGGCUACAAAAGAUAAAGCUGAUUUGCAUUUGUUUCACAAGAGGGCUGGUUUUUGUUAUCAAGACAGGUAUAUAUGCUUUGUUCAGACGUCAAGACGCAUGGAAGUGAAGUAAUUGGGUUGCAGCUUUUGGCUAGUACGUGGUAUGAAACCUUUUGCUCUGUUGAUCGGAUUAUAGAGCAUGUUGCGAACCUGAACAUCAAGUCCGUUACGGGAUAAUUUGGGCAGGUUCUUAGAAGGAAUCUGGACCAACUUUGAACAUAAGUUUAAAAAUAAACUUUUCUCUA